CGAGGCAGUCGUAUUCCUAGCUGCGUGCUGCGAAGUUCACUAGAACAAUGGAGAUCUCAACACUUGUUUUCCUGAUUUUUGUUGUCCUAGGUGUCAGCGACGUACAGGCUGCUCGCAGUGGUCCAACCUUGGCUGAUCGAGUGGCAGUGAUAGAGGAGGAGAUGAAAACAUGGAAAUUUGUAACUGUUCAAGCUAAGAACAAGAGGAGUACCUUGGCUAGACGGAUGAGACUGGUGUUAGCUGAAGUUGGCAGCCUGAAAUACAGUUUACAAAACACCAAGACGCAACUGAAAGUAAUAACUCAAGAGCUGAAACAUGUUCGACAGGAAAAAGACACGUACAGCGAGAGUGUUGGAAAACUACGCGACGAGAUGAAUAAGACGGCAGCUGAUCUGCGUGAUGCCAGGAUGCUGAUAUCUGAACUGAAUCAAACCAAACAAGAUCUUUUUUGCCACAAAACAACAGAUCACAGGUCUUACCAAGGACUUGAUGACACUGAAUUUGAGUUGUUGUGUGGUGAGGGAUGAGGCUAAAGAGACUGAUGGUAAUGAGAGUUCGAUGACAACAUCGUCAUUGUCGCAGGUGUCACUCACGACAUCGACCACGACGUAUCCUGGAACUACUGCAGCCUCGACUGGCCCGACCCAGAACAACACGGUUCCACCAUCGCCAGUGACAACACAAGACUCUGAUCUACAGGCCUCGACCACCGACGUGAGUGAUGAUCUGACACCGAGCAAGACGGUUCCACCAGCGCCAGUGACGACACAAGACUCCCACGCGACUCCAUCACCAGCAGCAGGCCGCCGCCUCUACUCCGCCAGCAAAGACGGUGACCUGGAGACAGUGAAGCGGAUCCUGGCAGCGGGUCACGUGGACAUCAACACGAGAGGAUUCUACAGCCUGACACCGGUGAUGGAGGCAGCAUAUAGAGGACACAGCGAUGUGGUGGAGUUCCUGGUGGGUAGAGGGGCUGAUGUGUCGCUGGUGAACAGUGACGGUAACAACGUCCUUCACUUGGCCUGUGGUGGUGGAGACCUGGAGACGGUGAAGCUGAUCGUGUCCAGGAAGCUGGUGGACGUCAACAGUAGAGGAUGGAACAGCAUGACACCGGUGAUGAGGGCAGCACGGUGGGGACGCAGUGAUGUGGUGGAGUUCCUGGUGGGUAGAGGGGCUGAUGUGUCGCUGGUGGACAGUACCAGUAACAACGUCCUUUACUACGCCUGUAUUGGUGGAGACCUGGAGACGGUGAAGCUGAUCGUGUCCUGGAACGUGCUGGACAUCAACAGUAGAGGAGACUACAGCAGGACACCGGUGAUGAAGGCAGCACGGAAUGGACACAGCGAUGUGGUGGAGUUCCUGGUGGGUAGAGGGGCUGAUGUGUCGCUGGUGGACAGGUUCGGUGACAACGUACUUCACUCGGCCUGUAUUGGUGGAGACCUGGAGACGGUGAAGCUGAUCGUGUCACACAAAGUGGUGGACGUCAACGCCAGGAACAACAACGGGGAGACAGCGGUCUACCUGGCGAGACUCCUGGGACAUCAGCGAGUGGUGGAGUACCUGGUGUCACGUGGUGGACACUGAAGUCGGUGUCGGUGUGGUAGGAGACGGGGCACAUGCCGUUGCUGACACUGACGUGUUCACGAUUUUCUUCCUGAAUAUAAAUAAAACUUGAUGAAAGUA
Haliotis rubra (blacklip abalone) is the source of this 1683-nucleotide messenger RNA. Its product is annotated as ankyrin repeat and KH domain-containing protein 1-like. Gene Ontology annotation, molecular function: protein binding; transcription cis-regulatory region binding. The record is from RefSeq and is a predicted model, not a curated record. Gene Ontology annotation, cellular component: nucleus. Gene Ontology annotation, biological process: positive regulation of transcription by RNA polymerase II. Lineage: Eukaryota; Metazoa; Mollusca; Gastropoda; Lepetellida; Haliotidae. Bases 490 to 1584 code for a protein of 364 amino acids. The transcript has 4 exons.